AUGAUCGGUGGAAAACCAUUUGAUGUCGAAUCACUUUUACGUGAUUGUGUUGUCAAGAAAAAAAGACCCAUACAUGAUGCUGUUCAAGUUUAUGAUCAACAACAACAACAACAGGCAACUGAUUUAUCAAUUGGUAAAGAAAAAAUUCAAUCUGAUGAAAAUGGAGAUUGUUCAAAUAGCUCAACAAGUAGUAGUAUUAGUACAAUGAGAAGUAGUAUUGAUGCAUAUCGACAACAUCUAUUCAAUAGUGCAAGUACUGAAGCAGCUAAAUCAUUUUUAUUAAGUAUGCGAAAUUUUACGUCAUCAUCAUCAUCAACACCAACAGCAAUAGGAGGUGGAAAUCAUAGUAAUGUUCAAAUAAAAAAAACUAAACGACGUUCACGUGCUGCUUUUUCUCAUGCACAAGUUAUUGAACUUGAACGACGAUUUGCACAACAAAAAUAUUUAUCAAGUACAGAAAGAGCAGAAUUAGCUAGUCUACUAAGUCUUCAAGAACAACAAGUUAAAAUAUGGUUUCAAAAUCGACGAUAUAAAGCAAAACGAAAACAACUUCUUAGUCAAGUAAAUACACCAACAAACACGCGUCAUGCACCUGUUACUGUACUCGUCUAUGAAAAUCAUGCAUUUUCAGGUAGUUCAUCAUCAUCUUCAUCAUCUCGUUUAGCUCAUCAUAAACCACCCUUGAUGAUUCCUUCAAUCAAUCUUUAA
Rotaria sp. Silwood2 is the source of this 708-nucleotide messenger RNA. NCBI's taxonomy places the organism in Eukaryota, Metazoa, Rotifera, Eurotatoria, Philodinida, Philodinidae. The record is from the annotation of a GenBank genome assembly.